Molecule: messenger RNA, 4167 nt
Organism: Miniopterus natalensis
Lineage: Eukaryota; Metazoa; Chordata; Mammalia; Chiroptera; Miniopteridae
Gene: SLC16A1
Product: solute carrier family 16 member 1
Biological process (GO): plasma membrane lactate transport
Cellular component (GO): basolateral plasma membrane
Molecular function (GO): lactate:proton symporter activity
Source: RefSeq, a predicted model, not a curated record
AUCGAACCCACAAUCUUGACAUACUGGACGAUGCUCUAAGCAACUGAACUACUCUGGCAGGGCUGGGAGAUUUUUUAAACUCCUGGCUUCCCCAGUCUGCCACAUCUGGUCCACUGCUGAAUCCUGUCUGUUCCCCGCUCUCUUCCAUCCCACUGCUGUCCAUCUUGUCUCACUGUGAUCUCGCAGCACUCCAACAACCUCCCUCCAGCCCAUUCUCCACAUUGUAUAAAGAUUGAUGUUCCAAAAAAGCAAAAUCUGAGCAUGCUAACCCUAGCCGCACUUAAAACUCAUCAACUGCUUUUGAUUAGCUUCAAGACCAGAGUGCCUUCUUACAAAAAUAACUCAUAAGGUUUUCCACUGUCUGGUUGUGUCUACUUCUCCAACUUCCCAUCUCUCCCCAUUCUUUCUGCUCUCUCUUUAGCUUUAGCUUUGGUAAAAUUCUUUCACGUUUUCCAGUGCACCCUGUACUGUGACUAUAGCUUCAGUACUCAUGUCUGGAAUGCUCUUUUCCACCAUCACUCCAUGGCCUAGCUAGCUCCUAUUUAUCCUUCAAGUCUCAGGCUAAAUAUCAUCUGCUCCAAAAGUCCGACACACAUUGCUCCUGUACAUACUAAGUUGGGCGUCGUCUCACAUCUACACAAUACAGUAUUUUUCCCCCAUAGGAACCUGUACUUUAUCAUAAGAGUACUUGUAAUUAUAUAUUUUAAAAUGUAUAUUACUAUGUUGUCUCUAGUCCUCAAAACUUAAGAUAUUUUUUAUGUGAAACUAAGUAUAGAGUUAAUUUUUUCUACAAGUGAAUAGUUUAACUUAGCUUUUUGCAAGAAAAUAAAAAGCUUUCUUUGUUGUUUCAUCUUUUAAUGAAUUAAUCUACUUAUUCUUCCCAUUAGGCUUCAGAAUACUGGAAGUGAAGUAGAUUCUAGCAGAAAUACCACCUGUUAUAUUCAAAUACUCAUUUAUAUUUAAAGUAAUAUAGACAGCACAGUCCUGACAACACACCUAUUUAUAAUUUUAAUCCAGCCACUACGUUCGUUUCUUCUUCACAUUCUGGAACAAGAUACUUGGGUUUGAACGUCAUUCUAGAAUCCAUCUACCCUGAAAAUGCCACCAGCAGUUGGAGGUCCAGUUGGAUACACCCCCCCAGAUGGAGGCUGGGGGUGGGCAGUGGUAGUUGGGGCUUUCAUUUCCAUCGGCUUCUCUUAUGCGUUUCCCAAGUCUAUUACUGUGUUCUUCAAAGAAAUUGAAGUUAUAUUCAACGCUACCACCAGUGAAGUGUCGUGGAUAUCCUCCAUCAUGUUGGCUGUCAUGUAUGCUGGAGGUCCUGUCAGCAGCGUCCUCGUGAAUAAAUAUGGCAGUCGUCCGGUCAUGAUAGUUGGUGGCUGCUUGUCAGGCUGUGGCUUGGUAGCAGCUUCAUUCUGUAACAGUGUAAAGGAACUUUACUUUUGUAUUGGAUUCAUUGGAGGUCUUGGGCUUGCCUUCAACUUGAAUCCAGCUCUGACCAUGAUUGGCAAGUAUUUCUACAAGAGGCGGCCGUUGGCAAAUGGACUGGCCAUGGCAGGCAGCCCUGUGUUCCUCUCUACCCUGGCCCCCCUCAAUCAGGCUUUCUUUGGUAUCUAUGGCUGGAGAGGAAGUUUCCUAAUUCUUGGAGGCUUCCUACUAAACUGCUGUGUGGCCGGAGCCCUGAUGCGACCAAUAGGACCUCCACCAACUAGGGUAGAGAAAUAUCAGUCUAAAGAAACCACUCUGGAAGCUGGAAAGUCUGAUGCAAAAGUGGCAAGUGAUGCAAAUACAGAUCUCAUUGGCGGAAACCCCAAAAAGGAGAAACAGUCAGUCUUCCAAACAAUUAAUAAAUUCCUGGACUUCUCCCUGUUCACUCACAGAGGCUUUUUGUUAUACCUCUCCGGAAACAUGCUCAUGUUUUUUGGACUGUUUGCUCCUUUGGUCUUUCUUAGUAGUUAUGGCAAGAGUCAGCAUUACUCUAGUGAGAAGUCUGCCUUUCUUCUUUCCAUUUUGGCUUUUGUUGACAUGGUAGCCAGACCAAGUAUGGGACUUUUAGCCAACACAAAGUGGAUAAGACCUCGAGUUCAAUAUUUUUUUGCUGCUUCUAUCAUUGCAAAUGGAUUGUGUCAUCUGGCAGCACCUUUGUCAUCCACCUAUGUUGGAUUCUGUGUGUAUGCAGGAGUUUUUGGGUUUGCAUUUGGGUGGCUCAGCUCAGUUUUGUUUGAAACACUAAUGGACCUCGUUGGACCCCAGAAGUUCUCCAGCGCUGUGGGGUUGGUGACCAUUGUGGAAUGCUGUCCUGUCCUCCUGGGGCCACCACUUUUAGGUCGUCUCAAUGACAUAUACGGAGACUACAAAUACACAUACUGGGCCUGUGGCAUAAUUCUCAUUGUUGCAGGCAUCUAUCUCUUUAUUAGCAUGGGCAUCAAUUAUCACCUUCUGGCAAAAGAACAGAAAGCAGAGAGGCAGCAGAAAAAGGAAAGUAAAGAAGAAGAGACCGGUGUAGAUGUUGAAAAGCCAAAAGAAGUUAGCGACGCAAUGGAAUGGCCAGAGCAGAAAGGCACCGAAGAAAACCCCAAAGAGGAGGAGAGUCCAGUCUGAACCUGUGGGGUUAAAGGGCAAAUGGAGCAGCUUGUGACCCAAGAUACCUGAAAAUGUUCUACUGGCCUGUAAUCUCCCAGUGGUGCUCAAUGCAAAUAGUGGACGUUUGUGUGGAAAUCCUACCAGGUGUUCCUUGAUGGAAUUUUUGUUUCACUCCUUACAUUAGCCCAAAUCUAAAAUGCCAUAUCCUUUGGGGAGGGAGUGGUUGGCAAAGAAUGAGGGAAAGAAGUUGGAUAUGUUUUUUUUAAUCUUAGCUUUUAACAGUGUCAUGAAGAUUAUAAUAUGUGCCUUAAGUUUUAGUCUUUAGAAUCUUUAAGGAGCCUUAACUUUUCAACCCAUUCUGCUGAAUUCAUCUAUUUUAAGUGUCCAUUACAAAGAAAAGUAAGUAACUUGUUCAAAGCAAAUCUAAAAUUUAAUCUUGCUUCAGUGUUAUUUGUAACAUGGUGUCAUAUUAUCACUGAAAAACUGUAGAAAUCAGUAGUUGCCUGGCAUAUAUGCCUGCCUGCUAUAUAUUUAGGAAACUUAAGGCAUACAAUUUUGGAAAUAUCUUGGCUAUUCUAGACACAUUGUGCUCAUCAACGCCCGUCUGGUAUCUUCUUAGGAUGCUUAUUAGUCCAGUUCUUGAGUUGAUUUCAUUAAACUACUAUUUCUGCACCCUUUGCAAAGACAGAUUUUGAGUCCUUACAGAUUCUUGUCCCUUUUGAGAUCACUUAGUAUUAUUUUUUUCACUCUAAAAGUAUUAAAAUAUGCAAAACUACAUGUCUGUGCCUCCUUAGUAAAUCCAACAUCUCUAAUUAAAUGCAGACAGAUAUUUCAAACAGCAGCUGAAUUCAGCUUAAGUUUUUCUAAAACCUCAGUUAAACUGUGAGACUUAGAAUCUUUUCGUUGUUGUUUUUCCUGGAACUUGUUCCCCUUCAACUCAUAGUGGUUCCAUUUAUAUCGAUGUCUAGCUUAGAGCUGUGUGUGAGAUAUUAGGUCUUUGUGUGUUUAGUUUUGGUGUGUGUGUGUUGUUUUAUUAUUUUAAUGUUUGCUAAUUAAAGAGAGCCAAAGAGAUUUGGCCCCAGGCAAACCUAUAAGGAUAAGGUUGGGAGGGAAGUUGCUGAGUGUUUUUUGUUCAAUAAAUAACUCCUUUUUUCUGAGAAGUUCUUAAAGAAAAUUAUGUUUUGGUUAGAAUUAUUGGACACAUUUUACUCUCCACACAAACCUAAAAAUUUUGUGACUCAUUUCACUUAUUUGAAAAGUAGAGAAAUGGAUUUGUUAUAAGGAUAGGAGGGAAGACGGACCAGAAUGAAAAUGAAAUAUUUUUUAACCUAAUAUCCUUUAAAUUGAGGUAGACCAAUGACAUUCAGUGAAUUAUAUAUUGUAUUCAAUGUAUUUUAAAAUAUUAUUGUAAUUGACAGAGUGAAAGUAUAGAUAAAAACCUUGUGUAAGAGGCUGGCUUUUCCAAAUAAAUUUUUUUUUUGAAAUGUUUCUUCCUCCAAAUGUUUUAAGGAAAACAUUACUGUCUUUUCAUUAUUAAGAUUCAAUUUGACCCUUGCUAAUAGUAAAUUAAAUCAUUCAGUUUAUGUG